UUGAGCAGUUAUUAAACUCUACCUCAAGAAUAAUCUAAAGACUUGCAUGUAGAUAAACACUUACAUAAGACCACUUCACCAAAGUCUUGAUAUGAAAGUGUGCGUUUAUACUCGUGUAAUUCUAAACUUGAUCAUCGCAAUUAUGUUCAGCCCAAGAUUGAGCUAUAUUGUAUAUUCUUUGGUCAAUGAGACAGUCGAUCAUCCACAAACAUACAACCAGAAACACUCCGUGGGGCUUCAGCAGGGCGAUUUGUUCACACUGGCACGAUACAAAGUAAGCCCAAAACAUCAUCCCACUGGACCAGUACCUGAUCUACUUUGGAUCCCUGGCGAAACGCAUUCCAGGGAUCAAACGUUACCUGUCGAGGAUCACCUGCCCAUAUUCAACCGCCUCCCGGACGUGUCGGUAAAUUGCUCGAGCGACGGUUUUGUCUUAAGGGUUAAGCGGGCUUUUUACGGUUUUACCGCCACCCAUGAGGAGCUGACGCUCGGGAAAACCUGCAAAAGUAACGGAGUGCUCGAGCCACAUAACGAUCUGCUUUUUAUAUACGCGUUCACGGACUGCCAGGGUGAACAUCAGGUUCUUCCUGAAUAUAUCGUGUUUAAAUAUUUGCUUCGUUACGUGCCGCAGUCAAACCGGCCCAACUUCCGGUCUCACCAUGUAAAUGUGGGUGUCGAGUGUCGCACUGAAAGGCAUAAUGUGCAGAGUGAUGAAGUAAGACCUACGUGGGGGGUACCAUUGCAUAAAAGUAUCAGGAGCCGAUUGGGUGACUUCCGGAUUCAGCUCAUGGAUGAUUCCUGGUCUUCUCCGGUCAGAUCUGCUGUCCAUAUGCUGGGUCAGAGAGUAAAUGUCCAGAUCUCCACUCGCCUUCAAAACGCUGGAGUCAAACUCUUCAUCAACAGCUGUUACGUGACUGGAACCCAAAAUGUGCACCAAGCCACCAAACACAGCAUCAUAGACAACUUUGGGUGUUUACAAGAAAGCCUGAUAAAUCCAGAUGCCAGAUUCAGGUUUUCCAAAGCAGACAACGUUGUUCAGUUCUCCUUUGAUUCAUUUCAGUUCAUUGAUGAUUCCGACGCCAAGGUUUCGCUCCAUUGUGAAGUCUCCGUUUCUGGUGAAGGCCCCAGUCCAGUGCAGAAAUCUUGCUUCUACAACCACGUAAAAAACAGAUGGAUCUCUCUUUCUGGUCAUGAUUCUGUUUGCGACUGCUGUGAUUCUGUCUGUAAUCACACUAAAACCAAACACUUAAUGUAUGAAGGGUUUGGGUUCGUAAGCAGUGAUCAUGUAGUCUUUGCUGAUCCUGUGAUCUCUCCUUUUUCCUCAACUAUUGCUCCUUCAACUCUAGACUCUACGGUCUCGGCUCACAACAAUGUUGAUGCCAUCUGGUUUGAAGCAAAGCGGGCCAAUGAGUCACAAAGGUCCCGUACCCACAAUGAUUUUGCCGCCUCUGUUACACUGAGCUCUUCCGAGGACCAUUUAAACACGCAAAAUGAGUCCCGCACCAGAACAGUGGAACUCACAGAGGAGGUUAAAAAUGUGAUGGAGGUAGAGAAUCAAGGAGAUGUGGAGAUUCUGAUGGCUACCAGUGAGAGCUUUGUAAGUUUUGAAAGACCAGAAGAGAUUACAAAGUUUAAACACAAAGAAACUAGGCAGGAGGUAAAUUCUAUGGAGCAUGCUGCAUCACUGGGCCAGUCAGAACACGGGGGGAAGAUGAAUCUGGUGAAGGGGCUAAAAACAGAUCUUGGAAAGGGCAAAGCUUCAAUGAAGACGUCAGAUGUGGUCAGGGCAAUGGAGGAAAGUUCUAAAAUGGAUGACAUCACACUGGGUGAUGGCGAAACAGAGGAUUUAAUUUGGUCACAUGUCAUUGCAGAUGAGGAAAAUGAAAGCACAGCAAACAAAGAGGAAAAUUUGGGUUUUGUCUCACUUUCAGAGUUUGAAGAGAAAUCAGAGUUUCCAAUUGGAUUGGAUGAUCUGAUGGAGCAGGGUGUUGUGAGAAAAAUGGACUUUGCAAAAGACCCUGAAUAUUAUUAUAUUUCAGAGGAUUUAUGAUUUAAAACUUUUGAGGACUUUAACUGUC
Triplophysa dalaica is the source of this 2078-nucleotide messenger RNA. RefSeq lists its product as uncharacterized. The transcript is spliced from 8 exons. Gene Ontology annotation, cellular component: extracellular matrix. Bases 92 to 2050 code for a protein of 652 amino acids. The record is from RefSeq and is a predicted model, not a curated record. Gene Ontology annotation, biological process: positive regulation of acrosome reaction; binding of sperm to zona pellucida; egg coat formation. Gene Ontology annotation, molecular function: acrosin binding. NCBI's taxonomy places the organism in Eukaryota, Metazoa, Chordata, Actinopteri, Cypriniformes, Nemacheilidae.